Penicillium paradoxum is the source of this 2955-nucleotide messenger RNA. RefSeq names its product 3',5'-cyclic-nucleotide phosphodiesterase PDE2 (gene pdeB). The transcript has 2 exons. Lineage: Eukaryota; Fungi; Ascomycota; Eurotiomycetes; Eurotiales; Aspergillaceae. Gene Ontology annotation, biological process: signal transduction. The record is from RefSeq and is a predicted model, not a curated record. Gene Ontology annotation, molecular function: 3',5'-cyclic-nucleotide phosphodiesterase activity. Bases 1 to 2955 code for a protein of 984 amino acids.
AUGGUGGAUCGCGUGGAUUGCUCGGGCGUCUAUAUUGACGACCGAGUGCGGUCGGAGAGAUGGGUGCGCAGAAAUUCCAUUGACGCAUCCGCCAUAUCAUCUGCAGGUUCAUUCGGGUCCCCCGAAGAACCGGAGGCCCUGCAGGCAGAUGUGGAGCAGCUGCUGGAGGUGUGCAAACAAGUCUAUCUCUGCCAUACUGGAUCCACAUUUGCCACGAAGCUCGCCGAGCUCAGCGACCGCGCAGGCAGCGAGUGUAACCCGAUUUUUGCCUUUUUCGAGGUGGAUUUUAGCGGCGAAGAGUCGAAUCUGGCUCGUCGGAAAGCCGGUCGCGCCUCAUGGACAGACAACGCCCCUCCGUCUCCGGGCUCUAUCCACCGCACCUUUACCUUCUCCACCCAUUCCGAUGAAGCACGCGGCCUGUCACUUCUUUCGGGUGUCUCAAACGAUAUCCAAGCCCAGGAGGGGCCGAAUCUAGUCAUCCCUGUUGCCGUUUUACGCCUUCCUACUCCCGAGAAUGCUGCUGCGGGUCCCACGAGUCAACCACAUUUCCGAGGACCUAUCACGGCGGAACAUAAGCAGAUCGCCCGUUGUCUGGAUGCCGGUGCUGUGGAUGUCUUGACCACUCCGCUCGAUCGGUCACGGAUCCAAGGACUUGUGGUCCACGCCUACCGUACCCGCAAAGCGGCCCAGCGAGAGAUGACCCGAUUCCUUGCCCGGAGAAAGCAGCGAAAGCUUUCGUGGGUUGGUGUCCAUGACGAGCAGCCGUAUUCGUACCUAAGAGAAGCAAUGGUCUCAAAGCUCAUGAAAGGCAUUUGCAACCCCGAAGAAGUCAUUCAUGAAUUCCAGGAGCGUGAUCUCAACCUCGAUCCUACCCGCGUGCCUCUUAUCAAAGAGCAAAUAGGUAGCUGGGACUUUUCGGCUCACGAUUUUACCGAGGACGAAUUGGUCUUUGGCGCUUGUGAGAUGAUACAGCAUGCUCUCACUAUGCCUGGGCUAGAUCGUUGGCGGUUGACCCCGGAUGAAUUGCAGAACUUCCUUCUCGCCUGCCGCGCUGCCUACAACUCCUUUGUCCUUUAUCACAAUUUCCGCCAUGCAAUCGAUGUGCUACAAUCAGUCUUCUUCUUUUUGCUGCAGAUCGGUGCCUUGCCUGCAUAUAAAACCAUUGGUCAAGGUCCUGUGGCCGAAUCUCCUGUGGCCUCUCUUCUCUCCCCGUUCGACUCCCUUACCCUUCUUAUCUCGGCUAUUGGUCAUGAUGUUGGCCACCCGGGUGUUAGCAAUUUCUUCCUUGUUAAACUCAAUGCCCCUCUUGCUCAACUAUAUAACGACAAUUCCGUCCUGGAAGCGUUCCACUGCGCUGCAUUUUCCCAGAUCCUGCGGCGGCACUGGCCCGCAGCAUUCAAGGAUAACCAGCUGCGAAAGCUCCUUAUUAGUUCUAUUCUAGCCACAGAUAUGGGUGUGCACCAGAAGUUCAUGCAGCGAAUGGGCUCAUUCCAAGAAAAGUUCCACGAAAACAAUCGGUCCGUGGAUGGUUGGAAGCCGCAAGAUGUCGACAUGUACAAGACUCUCGUUUGUGGACUAUUGAUCAAAUGUGCCGACAUUAGCAAUGUGGCUCGGCCGUGGAAAAUUGCAAGGAAGUGGACGCAAAUCCUGCAAGAGGAAUUUGCCAACCAGGGAGAGAUGGAGAGAGAGGUUGGAAUGGAAACCACGCUUUUUGGUGGGCCGCCAGAGUUAGAGAACGUGUACAAGCUGGCCGUUGGUCAAAUCGGAUUCAUGUCAAUAUUCGCCUUACCCCUCUUUGAGGGCAUAUCCGACCUUCUGCCGCACUUGCAGUUCAUUGCGGACGGUAUUCGUCGCAAUCAAGCACAGUGGCAAGAACUUUCCAAUGAGGAACUCAAAAAGCAAGGUCUGCCGAUCGAGAAAAGGCCUGAGAUCACCGUUUCACCUCGCUCCCAUAGUCCUGCACCUCGAUCCAUCAACACCGAAAAGCCGCUCCUUGGUUCAAGUGAUUGCGCAGCGGACCACCUCAAGAGUCCCGUGAGUUCCUACUCUGGUGCGUAUAAUCAAAACACCAUUGAGCCGGUCGUAUCGCCAGACACCUCGGGUCCUCAAAUCGAGAUCACGGGGACUCCCCUUGCCCCACCAGUUGAUACAUCAUCUCGGAAGUCGUCUGGUGCCGUGCCAGAUCUUUCAUACUUCUCCAUCCCAGGCAUCCCAGAGUCAGCCCGUGAUUCCGUUUCAACGCAGCUCCACAGCCCUCUUGCGGAAGUAAGCCCUGGCACCGAGGACCCGGCUGUUCUAGCCGCUGUUUUAUACGCGAACUCGGCGCUCGGUGGAAGUGCCUUAUCAGGCGCACUGGGACGUGAUACUAGCUCUGAGCCUUCUGAUAGACCGACCAGUUCCCGCCAAGGUCUUUCACAUGACUCUCAACGCCAUCAUGCGCAUCACAGCUCGUCUGCUCGCACUGGAUCCAAUCGCAACAGUUGCACACGGACGCAAAGUACCUACAGCAAUACUAUGACUCCGAUCUCUCCCACAACUAAUGCCUCGAGCUUCUUGGCUGUGGAUAGCGGCGAUGAGAAGCGGAUCUCUGGUGAAAGCGGCGCCCACAGCGACCUUGGAGGACCAGAUGACAUUAGCACACGUCCUAGCACAGCUGAUGUUUAUCCCUCGAAUAUAUCAGAACCUUUAGGUGGCUACAGCCCCGGCCGUGGCUCUAUUCUCGGUCGAGGUCGAACUCGAUCCGAAGACGGCGCCAGCAAAGACUAUUCCAGGCUAAGACCCCAUAGAACUCGCAGCCCAAACCACUCGACGACCACUGGCGAGAGUGUCAAGAAUGAAGUCCCGCAAGUGGACGAUUCGCAUGGUCACCGUCGACUCCCCAAACGACGGAGUCGACUUCGGCUCGCUUUCUGGAAGCGUCGCAAUCAUUCGCACGAGGUCCGUGGAGAGACAUGA